CUUGAAGGCGCCUCUUACCCACAGAACGCUAUGACUGUCGAGGCCCCUGGUCUCAUCCUUCCAAGCGAUGUCCUAGUCAUCAUAAUGGAAAGCCUUGGUAUAGUAGAACUGGUCAAUUUCUCUUACACCUGCAAAUUCGUAAACCUCUUGGUCCACGAGUUUGGAUGGUCGCUCUACCUCAAAUACAACGUUCGUCCGUCAUUCACGUUGCAGCCGGCACGCAGAAGCUGGUCUUCUUUUGAUCAAGUUCGAUACAAUGUUGCGUCUGACCGCUGCUGGACUCGGGCCAAGUUUAACGCGCGACCAUUAUCACAUCCCUGGCGCAGUAAACUUCAGCCUAUAAUUGCCCUGUCUGCUUCCGUAUUGCUAGUUGCUGCUGGUCACACCAUCUACGCAUAUCGUAUAACCGACUCUUCCUCGCUCAAUGAUGGUGCUCCUGGGGUCUUAUACGAGGGCUCAUAUUCGUUCACAGACCGGCGGGAAAUCACAAGCAUCACCUUUAUUCCCGAUGGUCAUUCGGAAAGGACAGUAGCUGUCGGGUUCGAAGACGGACAUAUACAUCGUGUAUUUCUUCCUCAGGAGCAACCCAACAAUAAGCCAUUCUCACUGACCAUCGAACGCGAUUCCCCUCUCGGAUUGCGCAUCAUCGAUCUAGUAGAGAGCCUGACAUGCUCAGAUGACAUGCUCCUGUCUCUAUCAUCUUUCGGAACAGCAGGCCUCUGCAACUUAUCUUCAGAUUCGCCGCUCGUCAGCGCCAUAAACCUGGAUUGUAGAUCAUGGUCCAGUUAUAUCUGCAUGAAAUCCUCCACGCCGUUUACGGCAUUUGGCACGACAUCCCCGAAUCCUCUCGCCGUUCACGCCGUAACGCCUUCCGAACUAUCUCCUGAACCAUUUGCCAUCCUGCAUUCCACACGCGAACGUUCCACUGCAGUGUACGAUAUAACGGACGCGCCACCAUCUGCACCAUGGGGAUCCUCAAAACAGGUCGUCGUAUCCGGGUGGUACGAUGGCGCUGUUCAGGUGCAUGAUAUGCGCUCAGGCCGGCGUGAUUCAGGGGUGACGGGCACUCCUGCCCCCUUGCGUCCCAUGCUCACGUUCCGUGACCCCUGGUCUGAUGAGCCCAUCUAUUCCGUGUCAUGUGGAGGCGGUUCUUCAAGUUUUGUUGCAGCAGGCACUGCCCGUCACAGCGUUGUUGCAUUCUGGGAUGUUCGCCGUCCCACAGAGGGAUGGAGUGUACACGCUCCAGGCAACGACUCAUCUCCAGUCUACUCCCUGAUACUCGAGAGCUCUCGUCUUUUUGGCGUUACGCAAAGUCGACCAUUUGUGCUCGACUUUGGGCUAGGUGUGACUAAAGAGACAUACCCCUUCCUACCUUCUUCUUCUUCCACACGCUCCCAGCAUGAUCCCCUCAAACUAAAGAAGAACGGAGUCGGAUAUUGCGUCACCCAAUACAAUCACAGCCGUACAUAGACAAUACCUUCCAAGUUAUUUACCAUCUUGUUCGUUCA
Molecule: messenger RNA, 1508 nt
Organism: Suillus clintonianus
Lineage: Eukaryota; Fungi; Basidiomycota; Agaricomycetes; Boletales; Suillaceae
Exons: 2
Coding region: 31-1470 (479 amino acids)
Molecular function (GO): protein binding
Source: RefSeq, a predicted model, not a curated record